Paramacrobiotus metropolitanus is the source of this 701-nucleotide messenger RNA. RefSeq lists its product as uncharacterized. The record is from RefSeq and is a predicted model, not a curated record. NCBI's taxonomy places the organism in Eukaryota, Metazoa, Tardigrada, Eutardigrada, Parachela, Macrobiotidae. The coding region runs from base 72 to 590 and encodes 172 amino acids. Gene Ontology annotation, molecular function: G protein-coupled receptor activity. Gene Ontology annotation, biological process: G protein-coupled receptor signaling pathway. The transcript is spliced from 5 exons. Gene Ontology annotation, cellular component: plasma membrane.
CCUUGCAUCGCUUCAGUUUUGCGGCCAACUUUUGUCGAAACGAUUCAGUUGCCGGCUCCACGCAUUUCAUUAUGGAUAAUUUUUCGGUAAAUUCCAGAACAACCUGUGGCCAAAAUUAUGAUCCUGGCAUUCUUCCCACCCCCUUACGUUUAUUGGCCAUUGUUUCGUAUCCUGUUUUGUUGGUGCUUUGCACCAUCGGAAACGGUGCUGUUGUUUGUCUAUGGGCCAGGAAACUGAGGCAGACAUCAACAAAUGUCUACCUUGUGUUGAUGUCCUUUCUGUCUAUCUUGUACAUGUGGAUCCAGCUUCCAAUCAGAAUUAUGGAUUACAACAGUUCUCAGGACGCCCGUCACGCUAACAGUUCGCUGGCCAACUCUUUAUUGGAUUCCUUCGGUGCAAUAACAUGUAUUGGCAACACUUUGAUCAACUCGGUUGAUUGGAUUCUUGUUAUAUACUCGGGUGAGCGCAUGGUUGCCAUAAUCAGACCGCUAUGGAACCGGCUAUUGAGUAUUAUUAUUUGCUACGACACCACGAAGCGCCCCCGUCUUCUCUGCAGCUCUGGUCCCGCGUCACCUCUAACGGGCAGUUGAUCUUCUUCUUCGGAGUUUACGCUGUACUGACUGUCACAAAUGUGGUUUUGCUGGCUUGGCUAUUUUAUACCAACCAAAGAAGCACUUUCACGCCUGGAAGUAUUAACUCUA